AUGGUGGAUACCUCUCCCACGCCGCAGCCUCCGCUCCGGAUCGGCACUCGACGAUCCAAUCUGGCCAUGGUCCAGGCGGAGGGUAUCCGGGAUAGCCUGCAAAAGGUAGCCCCGGACCGAUCGUAUGAGAUUGUCGCGCUCCGCACACUGGGCGAUCGCGACAAGCAAACAGCGCUGUACAACUUUGGCGCCAAGAACCUGUGGACGACUGAGCUGGAGGAGAAGCUCACAUCCGGCGAACUCGAUGUCAUUGUGCAUUGUCUGAAAGACCAGCUGACAGCACCAGACAUGCCGACAACUCUCCCCGACACCUGCCAGCUCGCCGCGAUCCCGCCGCGGGAUGACCCGCGGGACGCGCUGAUCGUAAAGGCCAGUCUGCCGUACACCAGCUUGCAGAGCCUCCCCGCGGGCGCGGUGGUGGGCACCUCGUCCGUCCGCCGCUCGGCGCAGCUCCGCCGUCUGUACCCGCAUCUGCGGUUUGCCAAUCUCCGCGGCAAUGUGGAGACGCGUCUUGCGAAGGUGGACGAUCCGGAGAGCGAGUACACAUGCAUGAUCAUGUCUGCGGCGGGUCUCGAGCGCGUGGGUCUCCAGUAUCGCAUCAACCAGUACCUGGGUUCCAGGGACGGUGGUAUUCUGCAUGCUGUCGGGCAGGGUGCACUGGGGUUGGAGAUUCGGAAGGGAGAUGCGCAGAUGCUGGAAUUGCUGGGUCAGCUGGCUGAUAGGAAAUCUACUCUUGCGUGUCUCGCUGAGCGGUCGCUUAUGAAGACGCUAGAGGGUGGGUGCAGUGUGCCCAUUGGGGUGGAAACGGAGUGGCUGUCUUCUGGGGAUUUGAGGAUGCACAGUAUUGUCGUCAGUUUGGAUGGCACGCAGUGCGUCGAGGACAGUAUCACUUCGAAAGUCGGGACGGAUGAUGAAGCGGCGGCGUUCGGAGAAGAACUCGCGGCCAGACUGGUCAAGGCUGGCGCAGGGCAGAUUCUAAACGACAUCAAUGCCAAUCGGCCUCCCAAGGACUGA
This is a messenger RNA of Aspergillus terreus NIH2624, 1014 nucleotides long. Its product is annotated as porphobilinogen deaminase. The transcript has 2 exons. Bases 1 to 1014 code for a protein of 337 amino acids. Gene Ontology annotation, biological process: heme biosynthetic process. Gene Ontology annotation, cellular component: cytoplasm. NCBI's taxonomy places the organism in Eukaryota, Fungi, Ascomycota, Eurotiomycetes, Eurotiales, Aspergillaceae. The record is from RefSeq and is a predicted model, not a curated record. Gene Ontology annotation, molecular function: hydroxymethylbilane synthase activity.